Aspergillus aculeatinus CBS 121060 is the source of this 1644-nucleotide messenger RNA. Its product is annotated as cysteine protease ATG4. Bases 176 to 1408 code for a protein of 410 amino acids. The transcript is spliced from 5 exons. The record is from RefSeq and is a predicted model, not a curated record. NCBI's taxonomy places the organism in Eukaryota, Fungi, Ascomycota, Eurotiomycetes, Eurotiales, Aspergillaceae. Gene Ontology annotation, molecular function: protein-phosphatidylethanolamide deconjugating activity.
AAAUGGUGCAGCACCGGUGCUCAUAUGGCCCAUUCCGCAUGACCCAAGCGGGCCGGCGAUGUCUUGGACCCACACCCCGCCGGACACUGACGUAGCAACCGAACCGGCGACAACCUUCCAUCCCCUUGAGUGACCAGAACUGAGCACCGUGCGUACUCAAAGGGACACAGCAACCAUGAAUGCCGCGGAUAUCGGCCGCUGCAGCAAACGCAUCGUGCAGUAUAUCUGGGAUCCCGAGCCCAGGAACGACAGAGAACCACACGAACCUAUCUGGUGUUUGGGGAUAAAGUACCUUCCUGCCGAGGGGCCAGAAGCCUCGCAGACCAAGACCCCCGAUGAUGGCCAAGAGGAGUGUGACGAAGGCAAUGAGGUUGCAUCAGCGGUCUCAAAGACACAAGGCACAUCAGAGCAUUCUUGGCCAGAGACCUUCAUCUCAGACUUUGAGUCAAGGAUCUGGAUGACUUAUCGAUCGAACUUCACACCAAUACCCAGAACCGAUGGCCACGACGCCAAUGCAUCCAUGACACUAAGCGUCCGACUACGAAGUCAGUUGUUGGAUACGCAAGGUUUUACAUCAGAUACUGGAUGGGGCUGUAUGAUAAGAUCAGGCCAAAGCCUACUGAUCAAUGCGAUGGCCUUUCUGCUACUGGGGCGGGACUGGCGUCGCGGACAGAGACAGAAUGAUGAAGCCAGCUUGCUAUCACUCUUUGCAGACACUCCCAGUGCCCCCUUCUCGAUCCACCGUUUUGUACAGCAUGGUGCACAGUCAUGCGGCAAAUUCCCAGGAGAGUGGUUUGGGCCAUCCGCAACCGCCAGAUGUAUUGAGGCGCUCUCCACUUCGUGGCAAGAACCAGCACUCAACGUAUAUGUCACAAAUGAUACAGGGGAGGUUUAUCGAGACAGAUUCCUGGAAAUCGCACGUAGCGGGACAGGCGUGAUUCAACCAACGCUCAUACUUGUCGGAAUAAGACUGGGCAUCGAUCGCGUGACACCGGCAUACUGGAAUGGCCUCAAGGCCGCGUUACAACUCCCCCAGUCGGUCGGGAUAGCAGGGGGACGUCCUUCGGCCUCGCAUUAUUUUGUAGGCCACCAGGGUUCGCAUUUAUUCUAUCUCGACCCCCACUUCACCCGCUCAGCGCUUCCAGACCGUGAGACAGGGCAGUCAUACUCGAGAGAUGAGAUCGACACUUACCACACGCGACGACUGCGGAGGAUUCACAUGCGGGAUAUGGAUCCAAGUAUGCUUAUAGGGUUUCUCAUCCGAAAUGAAGAAGACUGGCAGGACUGGGAGAGUCGGUUGAAAUCGGUAGAAGGCAGAGCGAUCAUCCAUAUCAUCAAUGAGAUGGAUACAUCAAACAUGGGGCGAGAUGCUCUGGACGAAGUCGAGGUAUUGGACGAUACAGAAUAGACACCCGGAACGAAUGCGUGGCCCUUAGUCCAGAAAGACUUUCCUGACAAUGUAUGUCGAUCCGGUAGAGCUGCGUGGAUGGAAAAAAUGGAUAUGGAAAGCAAUUCAGAAAUCGAAUUCUGCUAGGGAAGGCAAAAUUGCGCGACCAACCCCAGAUCCGUGUUAUGUUACACCGCAUUCAUGUCACGAAAACCAUAAAAAACAUUCGGCCCAAGGGGAAAAAAUAAAGCCAUCCC